AUGAAUCUAGAAGGAAGAGCAAACACCAUGAUUGGUGUCUCCGCGGCGUACCUUGCCGUCGCCUGGAUCGCCUUCUCACUACGGACCAUCGUCAAAGGAUAUAUCAUGCGAUCAUUCGCUCUAGACGACUGGCUCAUGGUCGUGACGAUGGUGUUUGACAGCGGUCUUCUUAUCACCAUCGGACAGGGCCUGGAGGAUGUCCAGGUUGCAUCGAUAUACGUGGCAUACCAAGUUUUCCAGUUUGCAUUUUACACGCUUGCAAACGUCUUCCUCAAGGCAUCUCUCGCAAUCACAUUCAACCGAAUCCUGCUCGAGAAGUGGCAACGCAGGACAGUACAGGUGACUGUUGGUAUCCACACUGCGUUCGGUCUGGCAACCUUCUUUACCAUUCUUUUCCGCUGUGGUAACCCCAUGGACUUUAACGCUCGAUACCACCAAAGCAUGUGUAUGAGCUGGGAGACCACGCAAGGCAUGCAAUACACCAACAGUGUCAUCAACACAACAGCAGAUUGGAUACUCGCUCUGCUUCCCAUCUUCGCUCUUCGCUCCAUGAAGAUGAACCACCAAGCCAAGAUCUCUGCAUGCUUCAUCCUUGUAUUGGGCUGUGUCAGCAGUAUCAUGUCUAUGCCUCGCUUUGGCUUCCUCCACGCGCUCGGUGGCAUGGGAAAUCAGUACUGGAAGAUGGCAUAUCCCGUGGCUGUUCUCGGUGUCGCUGAAGUUGGCACUGGAGUCACCGCCGCUUGUCUCCUCACCUUGCGACCUCUGAUCAGAAAUUGGCGUGAACGCAGCGAACAUCACUCUUCCAACAGAAACAGCCAUAGACUGGACGAAAUGGAGGAGGCUGAGGUGGGAGAAGCACGAGCAAUAAGUCUGAAGUCUGUAUCUGCGACUUCUGUCGCAGACUCCAGCCAAGAUUCAAUGCACAAAGUCAAGCCCAUACCGGCCAUGGUCGUCAUUGGUACCGCCGAAUUCGAGCCCACAUCUCAACUCUCAGUCACGGAAACAGCACAACUACGCAGACGUUCAUCCUGCAAACCCACGGAGGAACUGACAGUCCACGAAAACAAAGUGUCAAUCGACGAGCCCAUCUCUGAACAGUCUGAUGAAGAGCAGCCCCAACGGCCAGACCUCGCACACCGCAUGACCCAAGACUCUGAUGUAAGGCCUUGGAGGCAGCCUACCAUCGACACAGCAAAAACAGCAAAGGAGAAGAAGAGAUUGACAUGGAAUGAUAUCCACGCACAGUGGAACAAUGCACACUCGGCUAGGACAGCUUGCCAUGGUCCUGCGCCACAGAAAGAAGCAGAGAAGCCUAGGAGAAUCAGCAUCAAACGUGUGUCAAGGGUGUUGGCUGAGUGGAGUUGGGACAAGGCAUAA
Messenger RNA from Aureobasidium uvarum, 1377 nucleotides. Lineage: Eukaryota; Fungi; Ascomycota; Dothideomycetes; Dothideales; Saccotheciaceae. The record is from the annotation of a GenBank genome assembly.